GGGGCGAUCAUCCCAAAAUGGGCGGGGGCUGCCAGCAACGCCAGAAGGGCCACCAGCAACUCCCGGCCCACCGCGCACACGCCCGCCUUCACCUCGUUCGACGCCCCGCCCCUUCAAACCAUGAACGGCUUUCCGGAGAUGGAGGGCCCCUCCCGGCCGCCCCAGCGUCGAAAGGCGAAACGCGCCCGCGCAAGCGACGAGGGGCCGUCGCAGCUUCCCCCCCCCGGAUCGGCAUCCGGCGCUUCCACGUUGCGCGCCAUCGCCAUCGACCAGGCCACGGCGCGGGCCUGCAUUGACGAAGCAUCGGCGAUCGAGAGGGAGGCCACCGGCCGCAUACCGGAGACCAGCACCGGCGUGUCCAGCCUGCAGCUGGAGCGGGCCACGUGCGAGGUCGUGCGGUACAUGCUGUUCAAGUGGUCGUCGUCGCACGGGGCGCCCAUCAACAAGGCGGAGGUCGCGGAGGUGAUUCAGAAGACGCUGGGAGAGGGCAUACCCAGCAGGAACGUGACGCCAAACGCGAUGGCCAGGGCGCAGGCCAGGCUGGCCAAGGUGUACGGACUGCACAUGAAGGAGCUGCAGAAAACGAAGGCCAGGCACUCGGGCCCCUCACAGUCGUCCGGCAGCUCAGCCCAGUCCGUGUACGUGUUGAGGACCCUGCUGCCGCGGCAGCUGCGGCCGCUGGUGCAGGACGAGCGGGAGGCUGCGCUGCGCAGCCUGGCGAUCGUCGUCGUCGGCCUGCUGCGCCUGAGCGGGGCCGGCAACAAGAUGGCCAAGGGGGCGCUGUGGGAGCACCUGCAGGGGCUGGGCCUGAUGCCCAAUGAGCAGCACGAAGUCUUCGGGGACUGGGAAAAGCUGAUUACGGAGACUCUGGUGAAAAGACGAUACAUCAUACUUGAGCACAAGAGCAAGGGCACAGACCAAGAUGAGGUGUUCAUGCUGGCAGAAAAUGGAGCUGACGCAAUAUCUGAAAAUGACGUCAAGGACAUCCUGGACGCCCUGCGUAACCAGUAA
Molecule: messenger RNA, 1011 nt
Organism: Ostreobium quekettii
Lineage: Eukaryota; Viridiplantae; Chlorophyta; Ulvophyceae; Bryopsidales; Ostreobiaceae
Source: the annotation of a GenBank genome assembly